GUCACUCUUCCCCCAAGUCUUGUCCCUUUUCGUCUUCUUCUUCUUCGAUCUUCCCAUCCCCCACCGGUAUAAUUACAAAAUUUGUACAAUUCUGUAGAGAGAGAAUCGAAUUGAAAUAGUAGUAGUAGAAGCGUAUUAGAAUCGGAAGUAAAGGAAGGACGGAAGGAGUGAGUAGUAGCAGUAGUAGGUAGAAGUUAAAAGAGGGGAGGAGGAUGCAGCAGCGGAAGAGUCCGCCGAAGCAUCGGCACGAUGGCACUUCUCCUCUUCCUUUGGGAAUGGAUUGGAGCCCUCCCCCUAAAAAAUGGGCUGGGCGUGAAACUGUUUGGCCUCAUGAUCCUCACACGGGUUGGAGUUACUGUGUUACCAUUCCUUCCUGGGUUGUACGUCCAAAAUCAAGAGAUUCAGAUCCCAUAGUGUUUUACAGGGUUCUGAUUGGCGUGCAAUCUCCAGAAGGGGUUACAACGACACGAUAUGUAUUAAGAAGAUUUAAUGAUUUUUUGAAAUUUCUCUCUGCUCUUAAAACUGCUUUUCCUAGAAAGACUCUCCCAUCAGCACCAUCAAAGGGACUGUUACGAAUGAAAACAAGGGCUCUUUUGGAAGAGAGACGGCGUUCAUUGGAAGAAUGGAUGACAAAGUUGUUAUCAGAUAUUGAUAUAUCCAGAAGCUUUGUGGUGGCAUCAUUUCUAGAACUGGAAGCUGCUGCUAGAUCUUCAUUCCAAGAUGAAAACCAGCACUCUUCUGUAAAUCCUUCUGGAAGUAGCAGCACGAAUUCUUCAUCUCAUGUUCAUCCUAAUUCAAGCUUAUCUCUAUUAGCUGGUAGUUCAUCAAUAAUGUCUGACUAUGGUAGUGACACUGCAUAUGAGACAUCUGAAAUUGGAAGUGGAAGCCUCGGGCUGGAUAACAACUCUGAAAUUGGAACAGAAGAUCUGUCAUUAGAUGAAGAUUUGUCAAGUCCAAUUGAUAAGUUUAUGAAGUAUGGCAUGUCCAACAUUGAUGAGGGCCUGUUUAUGGGACAGGCUAUUCUAGAGCAACUUGAAGGUUUCCCCAGACAAAAGGUGCACGUGAAUCAAAAUGCUGUAGCUAAUGAUAUCAGAAAUGAAAAUGGUUUCCACGCUCGAAAAUCCUCAGCUGACAGUAUUGGAAGUGAAGUUAAUUCAAAGAAAGGCAGUCAGCCUCCAAAUUUAGCAUUUAGUGAUUCAUUAGGGAAUGGGUCUAUUCACCUUCCUGGAGGGGCUUCAGUCUCAGGAACAACUGAAGUUCUUGGAAACUCAGACUUGCAACUCCCGGAUGAUGUGCAUUUAGUUCUUCCUCAAGAUCAAGGCCAGAAAAUGAAUAGGGUACUGAUGACGAUGCAUCGGAGAUUGGUUGCUGCAAAGACUGACAUGGAGGAUCUUAUAUCAAGGUUAAAUCAGGAAAUAGCUGUGAAGGAGUAUCUGACAACCAAGGUCAAGGAUUUGGAAGUGGAGCUUGAGACUACUAAACAAAAAAGUAAAGAAAACAUUGAGCAGGCGAUUUUGAUUGAAAAAGAAAGAGUAACCCAAAUGCAGUGGGACAUGGAAGAACUUAGACGAAAAUCAAUGGAAAUGGAAUUAAAGUUGAAUUCUCAACAGAAUCAAAAAAUGGAUACAGAGGUGAAAGUCUCAAGCAGUAAUGAGAAAGAUAUACUUCAGGAGUUGGAUCUGAAAAGACAGCAACUUGAGGAUUUAUCGAAGCAACAUCAAGAGGUAGAAGUGAAGUCCAAAGCUGACAUCAAAGUUCUUGUUAAAGAGGUUAAAUCCCUCAGAAGUACCCAAGCAGAAAUUAAAAAGCAGCUUAAGGAAUCACUUCAAGAAAAAUCUGAGAUUGAGAUGCUCUUGCAAGAAGAAAAACAUAAAAAUGAGCCCAUGUAUGCUGCAUGGAAGAAUUUUUUGGAGAAAUGUGAGACUCUUUUCAAUCAACUCCAAGAGUGCAAGGUUGAUAUUUUGAAAGAAGAUGAAAAGAAUGACCUCAUGGAAUUUCCUUUGCCAACACCUGCAUUUGAUGACAUUGCAAAGUCUGAUGAUCAAAUCAAUGUUCUUCUUGCUGAGGUGCAGCACUUAUCACUGGCUGUUGAUGCCUUGGUGCCGACUGCUGAUAAAAAUAAACGUGCAGAUGAUGACAUGAUGAUAAGAAUAAAUGAACACUUGAGGACGAUGCUGGUAAAAUUUUUUGUUGAUAAUGGUAGAUUAAUAAAACAGGUAAACUAUGUUGCUCGUGCUCUGAGAAUGAAAAUGUCAGCUGACAGAAAUGAUUCUGAGGCUUGUCCAAACAACUGUGUAAAAAAUGAGGGUUUAGAUAGAUGAGAAUUCGGUUAUAUAUUGUAUAUCUUGUCAUAUAUGCCACACCUUUUAAGCAACCAUGAAUUACCUUUUUUUUUUUUUGGGUAAUUGAAUUUUGCUGUUCUCGGGUGGUUCUCCGAUGUAACAAUUAACCCUGUAAUUUUACAGAAAUAAAAGAUGAACUGGUCUUCUUCAGAAGGAUUAA
This is a messenger RNA of Coffea eugenioides, 2502 nucleotides long. Its product is annotated as PX domain-containing protein EREL1-like. Gene Ontology annotation, molecular function: phosphatidylinositol binding. Gene Ontology annotation, biological process: protein transport. Lineage: Eukaryota; Viridiplantae; Streptophyta; Magnoliopsida; Gentianales; Rubiaceae. Bases 213 to 2321 code for a protein of 702 amino acids. The transcript is spliced from 10 exons. The record is from RefSeq and is a predicted model, not a curated record.